Molecule: messenger RNA, 523 nt
Organism: Miniopterus natalensis
Lineage: Eukaryota; Metazoa; Chordata; Mammalia; Chiroptera; Miniopteridae
Gene: MICOS10
Product: mitochondrial contact site and cristae organizing system subunit 10
Cellular component (GO): mitochondrion; mitochondrial inner membrane; MICOS complex
Source: RefSeq, a predicted model, not a curated record
CCGAGCGCUGGGGGCCCUGCCGUGAGGAAAGCCGGAGCUCCGGGUGGGAAACAUGUCGGAGUCAGAGCUCGGCAGGAAGUGGGACCGGUGCAUGGCGGAUACGGUCGUCAAAAUAGGUACUGGUUUUGGAUUAGGACUUGUUUUCUCACUUAUCUUCUUUAAAAGAAGAAUGUGGCCACUAGCCUUUGGUUCUGGCAUGGGAUUGGGAAUGGCCUACUCCAACUGUCAGCAUGAUUUCCAAGCUCCAUAUCUUCUACAUGGAAAAUAUGUCAAAGAGCAGAAGCAGUGACUUUGACCUGCGAACAUCCCAGUGGGAGGAGAAGAGAAAUCAUGUCUGUUCCUCAGGAAUACUGAUUGCCCUGGAGUAAGCUGACAUUCUCCUGUAGCAAAGUUAUCAGCAGCGUUUUAAACUCCAGCGCACUGUUUCUGUAUUUGAAACCAAGUCUGUUUCUUGUUUUGUAUUUUCUCUCUGGAAAUUGCAAGAAGGUGGUCUUAAAAGAAAUAAAUUAAACAAAAAUAGGCA